Molecule: messenger RNA, 3141 nt
Organism: Aspergillus costaricaensis CBS 115574
Lineage: Eukaryota; Fungi; Ascomycota; Eurotiomycetes; Eurotiales; Aspergillaceae
Product: putative NTP binding protein
Exons: 1
Coding region: 206-2926 (906 amino acids)
Source: RefSeq, a predicted model, not a curated record
UCCAGACCCCUGUCGCGUUCCGAUGAAACCACACCACCGACCAAACGCCCAACGCCUGCACGGGCGUAAUUCUGCACACACUCGUCCGGAGAAGAAGUGCAUUGAGAGAUAUUCCAGCGCUGGUGGAGGAAUGGGUCAUUGUUUUGACGCUGUCUGGCUUUAAGGUCGAAGCUGCUUGGGCUGCAGCAGUCCCCAACGGGUGAAGAUGGAGGAAUUCUUGCAUCUACCAAAUGGACAUCUGCUAAAUCUUCAGCCUCGACCCCGCCACGGCAAGCGGACAAGAGUCGGUAACGAGGUACAAACACCGACGCGAGUGCAAGAAUCUACGCCCAAACCUGACGAACGGCACAAGUCUGGAAGCAAAGAGAGCACCGGCGCUUCGCCUGGCACGGCUCCGCGAAAGAGAACCCCUACAAAACUACCCCUUCCAAAGUCUUUUACCGACAAGGAGAAACAGCAACCAAAGGAAGCCCCCACAACUUCUGAACAGAAAGGUCACCGUGCAGAUAGAGUUCUCCAGCCGAAGAGGUCAUUCGGGACACUGCAGCGUUCAUCACCCAAGAGAUCAGACAACGAUCGUGACCAAUACUGGCGGAAAGUAAAGGAUAGAUUUGAAAAAGAGAUUCCCGGAGGGUCGUUCACUAAAGAGAAGCCGAAGGAAUACUACCAGGAGGCCUACCGAAAGAUAGUUUCACUGGCCAACUCCCCAAGACAGGAGAUUGCCAAACAAAAACAGAAGCUGGCAGGAGGGGCGCCUCGGGGCGACAGAACAGUCCUCCAAGGCCCGAGCCCUCCAACAAAGAUUCCAAAUUCCAACGACGGUCGAACAAAUUUCGGGCGCAGUGCGAGAGAAGGAGGAGCAGGUCUCUCUACUGGUCAAAGAAAGCGGCCAAGCAAUGGAACUCAACGAACGCAUCUGAACUUCAGCAACUCCACACCGGCAAUAUCAUCUGAAAGGACAGACACCAACACCGACUCCUCCGAACACUCACACCCCUCAGUUUCUCCGAUAUCUGCCCCGUCCAGUUCCCUAACCGAAUGGGAAGACAAGUUCGUUGUCAAUAUGCCCUCAGCUAAGGAGCCAAACCCGCCAAUUAUGAGUACUCAACAAAUCUCCGAUUUCCAGCAAAGCAUCGAGAAAGUCCAUAAGGAAGGCGGGGAGAUGCUGGAUCCGGACACCCUCCCCAGCCCGCGUACCAGAACUCCCGAGGACGGCACUAACAAUCCUACUGGGCAAGAAAAGACGUCAACGGGCCUUGAUGGUCAGGAUACACGUAUCGGCCGCCCAUCUGAAGUCAGUGACUCCAACUGUUCAGCUGGACACCGCCGGUAUUAUAGCCCAGAAGAGGUCGGAAAGCAACGGUUCAGCACUAUAUGGGAAGAGGCUCCCGCAAAAUCUGCAAACAAAACCCCCGCUGCAAACCCAGAUGGGUCUUUUUUAGGGUGCAAGGAGAUCAAUGGGCCAUACGACAAGAACCCAGACGAGAUCCUGCUCUUCUCGAUGACGGACGAGCGCCCCAGAAUGAUAGACAUCCCGUCCGGACGGUCCAAGAUGUCAAAGGAAGGGAAGCGAAUCACCAGCAAUCGUGCGACGUCGACAUCUCCAGAGAAAGCUGUCGUUCAAGAAGAAUGGAAACCAAUUUCUCAGAAUUUGAAACAAGCCCAAUGCUCGAAGUCCUUGCCGAAGACAAUGUGUCAAGAAGCCAAAUGCCGCCCGCCGGAGAAGAUGGAGGUCUCUGCCAAAGCGUCUAUGACAGAGAAUCUGGAUCCGUCAGAGAACACAGCCAAGCAACACGACAAGCAGAAAUUGGGCCGCAAGUCGGACGAUGUUUUCAUUAUCACACCCACUAUCACACGCACUAUGGUGACCAUGGCAGAUUUGAGAAGCAGCCCAAAGAAAUCAGACGCGCAGGAGCCCACCUCUCGCGCCGCAGGAGAGAUAAUAUCGGACUCUCGAGUAAAACAGACAAUCAGCAGCUCGACAUCAGGCUUGCGAAGGGCGACCCAAAAUUCUUGGGGAAAGUCAAAUGCGCCAUGCGCAAUAUCUUCAACUGCAGUCCCUCCUACCAAUCCACAUCCAUCCCCUCAAAGUCGAACAGAAUCCGACCGUACCUCUCCACAAAGACCUCGCGCUAUCCGUGGGUUCAUCCGUACGCAAGGGCUGCCCAGGCCCAAAACAGGAAACUCCGGUGAGCCCGUGCGCUAUAAUCAGCAACCCUAUGUUGCCAGUGUAUCGCCUAAAAGAGACAAUUCGAAUUCAUUGAAGAGCGCGUCGGAUACGACACUUGUUGAGAAGCCGUCGACCCCCGAGACAAUUUCUCCCGCGGCCUCGAUAAGCAAAGACAGGGUUAGGCAGGACAGCGUUUCGCAAGAGCCUGAACCUAUUGAAGUUGCUGAACUGGAUGGGCAACAAGUGUCUGAUACAGCAAAAGAGUUGUUCUACUCUAAGAUUACUGAUUUCAAUACCGAUCUUCAUACUAACGGGUUGCCUACCAACAACAAGGAAGCGCCAAGUCAGGAGAUAAUGGGCUAUGUCAGGGAUGCUCUUAUAGAACUCUCUGGCCAGCUGCAAGGUCUCUAUGACGAAAUCAUGGCCAAUCGGCACUCCCGGGCUAUGCUAGUGAAGAUCGCCUUUAAUAACGUCCUGAAGAUGAUCGAACACUGCUUGCAUGUCCUCAAAGAUCUUCUGGGAAUCCUGGCCCUUUACAAUACAACAGGAUCCUGGCCAAAGCCGAACCGCGAGGACUUCGCCCGGUCAUUGAUCGAUCUUUGCAAAGCUAUGGUCUACCUCAUUGCCCUUGGGUUCGUCAUGAUGAUCAUCGGCCGAGCAGCCGGAUACGUGGUCCUUAUCGGAAGCUGGAUCGUGUGGUUUGCAAGACCCUUUGCUUGGUUGCUAGGGGCAUUAGGAAGGGCUCUAUUGGUAUAAGCUGGUCUUUCGAUGGGUUUGAUAGGUUUGAUUGUUGAUAUAAAGCGGCCCUUAGCUCGGGUUAUGCUAAGGCAACUCCAGUUUCUGAUUGCUCGCUUCCAUUUAUUCUUUCAAGCGCGAUGGGGAAGCAUAUGAAUGUUCCUUGCUCAACCGUGUGUCGAUGUGGGUUGGUUAUCAUGUAUCAUGUUUCUCCAAGUAUUCUUAACGUAAUGCGG